UUCAGAUCAGAGCUCAGACUGGUUUCACUUCUCAGGAAGCGAUACUCAGAGGAGUUCAGCCUGCCUGGGAAACCUCCUCCUGCUCCAUCGGUCUGGAUCUACUGAAGGAUGUACUGGAGGAUCUACUGCAGGAUCUACUGAAGGAUCUACUGGAGGAUCUACUGGAGGAUCUACUGAAGGAUCUACUGGAGGAUCUACUGGAGGAUCUACUGGAGGAUCUACUGGAGGAUCUACUGAAGGAUCUACUGGAGGAUCUACUGGAGGAUCUACUGCAGGAUCUACUGAAGGAUCUACUGGAGGAUCUACUGCAGGAUCUGUAGUAAAGGACAGGUCACACACCCUGCCUCUCAUAAAGCUCCUCUCAGCACCGCUCGGUUCUGUUCAGAGAGAAGGAAAUAUCUGACUAACACUCAGAGGAGAAAUGUCUCAGAGAGGAGUUCAGCCGGACCUGGAAACCUCCUCCUCCUCAGCUGCAUUACAGAAACAUGAGUUGGUGGAGCCCUGCAGGGAGCUCCAUGAGAACAUCUGCUCCCAUCACCAUGAGGAGAUGAAGCUGUUCUGCCGCACUGAUCAGCAGUCUAUCUGUUACCUCUGCUCUGUGGAGGAACAUAAAGGCCACGACAUAGUGUCAGCUGCAGCAGAGAGGACUGAGAGAGAGAGAGAGCUGGAGGGGAGUCGACACAGCAUCCAGCAGAGGAUCCAGAUCAGAGAGAAGGAGGUGAAGCAGCUUCAGCAGGAGGUGGAGGCCGUCAAUCGCUCUGCUGAUAAAUCAGUGGAGGACAGUGAGGAGAUGUUCACCCAGCUGAUCCGUCUCCUAGAGAAGAGACGCUCCGAGGUGAAGCAGAAGCUCAGAUCCCAGCAGGACAGGGAAGUGAGUCGAGUCAGAGAGCUUCAGGAGGAGCUGGAGCAGGAGAUCAGGGAUCUGAAGAGGAGAAACGCUGAGCUGGAGCUGCUGUCACACACAGAGGACCCCCUACAGUUCCUGCACAGCUACUCAUCACGAUUCCUACAGUAUGCACGUGAGAUCACUCUGGAUCCAGACUCAGCCUACAGGGGGCUGAUGUUAUCACAGUGGAACAGGAGAGCUACUUUAAGGAGUAGUUUCCUGGCCUGUUCUUCUAUUCUCCCAGACAGAUUCACUGAUAAUGAGCAGGUCCUGAGCAGGGAGACUCUGACUGGUCGGUGCUACUGGGAGGUGGAGUGGAGAGGACUAGGAGGGGUUUCUGUAGCGGUAGCAUACAAGGACAUCAGCAGAGCGGGGGGUUCUGAUCAGUGUGUGUUCGGACGUAACGACAACUCCUGGGCGUUGGACUGCAACCAUCACGACUUUAAAUUUAAAGUCUGUGUUCGUCGCUCCUCCAGAGUGGGGGUGUACCUGGAUCACGGGGCAGGUGUUCUGUCCUUCUACAGCAUCUCUGACACCAUGACCCUGCUGCACCGAGUCCGGACCACGUUCACUCAGCCGCUGCACGCCGGGGUUCGGCUCUAUUACUUUCACGGAGACACGGCCGAGCUCUGUAAACUCAAAUAGACGGGGCUCCGUAAAAACUGCAUUUAGGUUUGCAGUCCUUCAUUUUAUUUUGUUGUCUUUGGUUUUUAAUGGUUUUAAUUUUAUAAUGUGUUUCUUCAUUUUUGUAAAGCAUUUUGAAUUGCCUUGUGUUGAAAACGUGCUCUAUGAAUAAACUUGCCUUGCCUUUGAAAUAGUCAACAGUAACAUUCAAUAAUAAGUAAACGUACCGUAGAAAUGUAAAACCAUCACUAUUACUAUUUAUUCAUUUGGAAAACAAAUAAUUAAAAGAAUGCAACAAAAUGCGAUAAAAAAACAUGAUGAAUUUUGGACCGUUUUGCUUCCCGCACAUGUCACCAUUAAAAACCUGUAGCUGGCAGAAGUCUCAUAAGUAUGUAAAGAAGCUGGGUGU
Molecule: messenger RNA, 1919 nt
Organism: Eleginops maclovinus (Patagonian blennie)
Lineage: Eukaryota; Metazoa; Chordata; Actinopteri; Perciformes; Eleginopidae
Product: tripartite motif-containing protein 16-like
Molecular function (GO): protein binding; zinc ion binding
Source: RefSeq, a predicted model, not a curated record